Molecule: messenger RNA, 1380 nt
Organism: Zea mays
Lineage: Eukaryota; Viridiplantae; Streptophyta; Magnoliopsida; Poales; Poaceae
Product: peroxidase 2
Exons: 4
Coding region: 131-1123 (330 amino acids)
Biological process (GO): hydrogen peroxide catabolic process; response to oxidative stress
Molecular function (GO): heme binding; peroxidase activity
Source: RefSeq, a predicted model, not a curated record
CGCAUCCGCCUCUCUCUUCUCUGCAACUGCAAGCUCCGUCUUCAGCAAGCAUCAGGCUGUAGACGUAGCCAUCAAGCAGCUGCCUUGGAUCCCGGCCCUGCGCGUGUAGCAACACUCACAUCAGACCUGCAUGGAGGACGCUUCCUCUCGCGUCUCGUCUCUCCUCGGGUUGCUGUUAGCCGCCCACUGCGCACUCUUGCUCUUGCUCCGUUUGGCUGGAGCUGCUCACGGCCACGGUUACGCUCCCGCUCCUGGCGGCGGCGUGGCGCUGAGCUCCGCGUUCUACGACGAGUCGUGCCCCAGCGCCUACGACGUCGUCCGGCGCGUCAUCCAGGAUGCGCGCGUCUCCGACCCGCGCAUCCCGGCCAGUCUCAUCCGCCUGCACUUCCACGACUGCUUCGUCAACGGUUGCGAUGGCUCGCUGCUGCUGGACGACGAUCUCCCGGCGAUCCAGUCGGAGAAACACGUGCCCGCCAACGACAAAUCAGCGCGUGGCUUCGAGGUGGUCGAUGGCAUCAAGAGCGCGCUGGAGGAAGCGUGCCCUGGCAUCGUCUCCUGCGCCGACAUCCUCGCCCUGGCAGCCGAGAUCUCCGUCGAACUCGCUGGAGGGCCACGAUGGAGGGUGCUGCUCGGCCGGCGAGACGGCACGACGACUAACAUCGAGGGCGCCAACAACCUACCCAGCCCAUUCGACCCGCUCGACAAGCUCCAAGAGAAGUUCAGAAACUUUAACCUGGACGACACCGACCUCGUCGCCCUCCAAGGAGCACACACUUUUGGUAAAGUACAGUGUCAAUUCACACAAGAGAACUGCACAGCUGGGCAGCCAGAGGAAACACUAGAAAACCUAGACCAGGUCACCCCCAACGUGUUUGACAACAAGUAUUACGGUAACCUCCUGCAUGGCGCCGCACAGCUACCCUCCGACCAGGUCAUGCUGUCGGCGGACCCUGUCGCGGAGAUGACGACCGCUCCCAUUGUUCAUCGGUUUGCAGGCAACCAAGAAGACUUCUUUAGAAACUUUGCCGCAUCUAUGGUUAAGAUGGGCAACAUAAGCCCGCUAACUAGGAACGAUGGAGAGAUACGGAAAUUUUGCCGAAGGAUUAAUAGCGAAGGCUAUUGAAAACUUCUUUUUCAAUUUGAUCGAUUUGGAUUCCUUAAUUUUUCUGUGACCAAUUGUGAAGUAUGUGUAAAAAUUCAUUCGAUCUUUCAGUUUUUUUUUCUUCUCAUUCUUUGUUUUUCUUAUGAGGUUUUCCUCAUUGUUUGUAAAAUGUUCCGCUUUUAUCUUUCUAGAAGUAAAGCAAAUGUGAAAAUGUUUUACCUGCUUCCGGCCUCCUAAAUAGCGGAGAGAAUAAAAUGGAUAUGGAUAAAUUUUGGAUA